Messenger RNA from Stylonychia lemnae, 1602 nucleotides. The record is from the annotation of a GenBank genome assembly. Lineage: Eukaryota; Ciliophora; Spirotrichea; Sporadotrichida; Oxytrichidae.
AUGAGAUAGUCUGAAAUAUUGAUUAAAAAUAAAGGUCAAAUUGAUUUAUCACUUUAUCAUCUUACUUAGCAUUUAAUUAAAAGAUUUAUGGAAAAAAAUAAUAGACUUGCUAUUAUUGGUGCUGGCCCUGUGGGUUCUGUAUUAUCAAUUUUAUUCGCACAAAAAGGAUAUAAUAUUGAGCUAUUCGAAAAGAGACCUAAUCCUCUAGAAACUAUACAAUCUAGCGAAUGGAGAUCUACAAAUUUUAUAUUAGGUUUAAGAUCACAUGAGGCUUUAUAGAGAUGUGGCGUCUUUGAAGAAAUUUAAAAGUUCUGUGUUAGACUUGAUUAAAUGAAAUUCAUUUUGCAAAAUCAAGAUGAGUUUGAUAUAUACUUUGGAGGAAAAACAGAAAAAGAAAGAAGCUAUUCAAUAAAUAGAGCUGAAAUUUAAAAAGUACUAGCCAGGAGAAUUAAAGAUUUCUCCGAAAAAAUUGAAGUCAAUUACAGCACAAAAGUAUUUAAUGUCGAUGUAUAAAGCUAGACAUUUUAAGCAAUUUAUUAAGAUGGUAAAGUGUAAUAAAAGGGGGAUUAUGAAUAGAUCUUUGCUGCAGACGGAACAUUUUCAGUCGUGAAGCAAGCAUUUAUUUAAUAGCCGGGUUUCAGCUAUUCAAUAUAAUAUAGCGGAUACGGCUACACUGAAUUACAAAUUCCAGCCAUGAUUGAUGAAAAUGGUGGGCGCAAAUUUAGAGUAUAAGAGAAUACAUUUUUCAACUGGGCUAGAAAUGGUCUAGAUAUGAGUAUGAUGGGUAUGCCUAACUAUGAAGGAGAUAUAAAUAUUGGUUUAUAUCUAAAAGUCAAAGGUGAGAAUUCAUUUGAAUACUUUAAGCAAGACUUUAAAUUAUUCGAGGAAUUCAUGCAUAAAAAUUAUCCAGACACAAAAUACUUAAUGCCUAAUAUGAAGGAAUUCUAUGAUAACUCAUAGAUUACUAGAUUGCUUAAUAUGAAAUGUUCUCCUUGGAAUUUCGGUAAUUUAUUGUUAAUUGGAGAUUCUGCACAUUCAAUGAAUCCUUUCAGUGGCCAAGGCUUUAAUGGUAGUAUGGAAGAAUGUGUGCUUAUUGCUGAUUUAUUUGAGAAAUUCAGAGGAGAUUGGAGUAAAAUUAAUCCCGCCUUUUUUUAAUUAAGAAAAGAUGUGACCGACAAAAUGAAUGAUUUUCCUGAUGCAUAAUUUUCAAUUAUUAAGGAUAAAUUCAAUGAUCCAGAUUGUCAAAUAGGAAUUAUGAUAACUGAUUACCUAUGCAGAUUGUAUGGAGAUGUAUUUGAUUCUUAAAAUUAGUUGAUAAGGUGGACUACAACUGACUAUAAUAUUUGCCUCGGAAGAGGCUAGGUGCAAGCUCAUCUUAUAAAUGAACUACGAUAAAAAGUUCCUGAAAUCUUAAUCUUGAUUAAAGCUAACUAAUUUGAUUAACGAGUUUAUGAUAUUGUGUCUUAAUACAAGGGAGUGCACAAUUUAGAGGAAUUUUUGAGUGAAAAAAAUAAUCAAGAUCAGAAAAAGAGUUAAGAUGAUUUUGAAAAUCUAUUUGAGAAGUAUAUGCAUGGUUACUAGAAAAACUAACCUAAACUUUGA